UAUGUUUGAAAGUUGAAUUCGAUAUAUGAGCUGUGAAGGUAUUAUUAAGGAGAUGUUUUUAAUUAGAGCCUUGGAAAAAAUUCUUGCUGACAAAGAAAUAAAAAAAUCAUACAAUGCGGAAUUGCGAAGUGAAUGCCUAAAAGCCUUAGAUGACAUAAGAAGCAAAAUUAAAUACAAUCCAAAAAACUUGUCAUCAUCAGUAUUACCUAAACUUAAAACAGGUUAUAAUGACAAUGUAUCACCAUCUUCUAAUUCUAGGGAAAUUAAUGUAUCAAUGGAAAAUAAAACUUCUAAAGAAAAUAUAUAUUUAUAUAAUUCAGAAUUUAUUAUUAAUGCUGAAGAUUAUUUUUUGCCUUUUCAAAUAGCUUGUCAAUCAAGGUCUCCAAGGAUCAUGAUUAUUGCAUUGGAUUGUAUUCAAAAAUUGAUAGCGUACGGCCAUUUGACAGGGGCCAACAUUGACCCCUUCUACACUUUCGACACCAAAAAUAAUUCGACUCCGUCAAACGAUGAAUCCGCUAAGGACCAAUUUGAAAAUCGAGUUGACGGAGGACAGAACGAUCAAGAGACUCCGUUUAGUUUAUUAUGUCCGGUUCCUGGUUGGGAAUACAUCAACAACAAAUUCAUAGAUCGAAUCGUCAGGGUAGUAUGUGGCUGUAUGUCCAAUGAAGGAGUUAACGAAGAUGUCUACUUGCAAAUAAUAAAGGCUCUUCUAACCAUUCUAACAUCGAAUUCUUGCGAAAUUCACGAAUCCAGCCUGUUGUUAGCUAUAAGAACUUGUUACAACAUUCACCUUGGUAGCAAAAAUAUCGUCAAUCAAACUACCGCAAAAGCCACCUUAAAUCAAAUGAUCAGCUUAAUCUUCAAUAAAAUGGAAAUGCACAAUUCCGAAUAUUGCUUAAAACACUGCGGCUUAAUGGUCGAUGAAUCGAAGCACGGGAAUAUCGAUAGACCGUUAGAUAUUAACGACUCCAAAUUAGAUAUAGAUCUUAAUGUUUCGUACAAACAACUAUCUCAAUUGGAUGAAAACGAGAAUGAUUUCCGCUAUUUUAUGGAGGACGAAAUAGAAUUUACGGUGGCAACUUUGGUGGAGGACAUGCUAAGUCGCAUUGAGCAAAUCGAAAAUACGAUCUCCAAAGAUUAUAGCCAUAUGCCCUCCUUUCCUUUGGAACUUCGAUCGGAAUCAGCUGUUCACCCUGAUUUUGUUGCACGCGACCGAAGGUCAAAGCCCUCAAAACUUUUAGCGUUAUCCGCUUAUCGUUGCAAAACGGCUUACACUCUUCGUCGAGACGCCUUCCUAGUGUUUAGAGCUCUUUGCCGAUUAGCUCUCAAACACGUCAAUCAUCCGGUCGCUAAGGGCGGUGGUAAUAAGAGGGAUAGACACCAUUUACAACAACGUAAACUUCACAUGUUAAAAUCUAAAAUUAUGAGUCUCCAACUCCUCACUUCUAUAAUAGACUCAUCCGGUCCGGUUUUUCUAUUCGAAGAGUCGGCCUUCAAAUACGGAGUUUGUUACCACGUCAUGGCCGCCAUAUUGCCUUACUUCCCGAUACUGAUGGUGCCGGAGCAAAACGCUAUCUACAGUGGAAAUUACAUAAAUUCUUUUCUCUUCAAUGGGAAAUUUUUGAACCACGAAUCUAAUACUACGACUAACAAAUCACUCGAAAACAAUUCCGGUAAUGAUGAAAACGGAAAUAUGCUUGCUCAAACCGACGGUCGGAACGAAGAAAUUUUUGAGGACAUUAAAUUGUUCGAAAUUUGUGUUCACCUUUUUGGAUCGGCCAUGAAAAUGUUCAAAAAGAACAUGAAACUGCAAAUAGAGAUAUUCUUCAAAGAAAUAUACUUAAACGUGUUGGAAAGCUCCUUUUCAGAUGACUAUAAAUUGAUCGUGCUCAAUUCUUUAUAUUCCUUUUGCGAAAAUCCUCAAAACGUAGUAGAUCUCUACGUUAAUUAUGAUUGUGAUCUCUCCGCCGCUAAUUUAUUCUCUUUAACCGUAUCCACGCUCUCCAAAAUAAUUCGCCAGCAAAAUAUAGAACAAACCGUUUCGUCUUCUUACUCUAGCCACAUUUCAAAUUAUUUUCCUUUCCAGCCUUCCCUUCACACUAAUUUACCGAAUUUCAACAACUUUCACAUCGAUGACAUGAUGGCCGAAGAAACGACUCCCCUAAGAUUAGCAAGUUUAGCUUGCCUCGUGAGAAUAGGACAGGGCAUGUGCCAAUGGUGCACGGAUUUAUAUGAUUUGAGUUACGAUUCAAGUAAAUUGGAUAGCAACAACCACAAUGGAAGCCAUGCUAAGUUGGAAAGCCAAAUGACCCCCGAAAUUUUAAAAGCCAAUGUAACUGAUUUAGUUAGAUCCGAUAAAGCCGGCAGAACAUCUAAAUUGGACCACAGGAGAAAGCCUUUUAAUAUAAACUCGAGAGCCGAUAGCUUUACGAUUAGCAGAUGUAAAGACGCCGAUAAUAUUGACAAUAAAAAAUUGGAUAAUGUUGCUAAAGACAGAGAAAAAAUUGAUUAUAACGAUGGAGACCGUCUAAGCAUCGAUCCUAUAACCCAUUCAAAAAUGGAGGACGAUGAGGAUACCACUAAAUUAUUGCGUGGCGAUCACCCGGCUAAAUAUGAAAAUCUGAAACAGAUCAAAGAGACAAUCGAAACUGGGAUCGAAAUUUUUAGAGCGAAUCCUACGAAAGGAAUAUUGUAUUUGCAAAGGAACACGAAAUUGAUGGGUUCUAGUUCCAUCGACGUGGCCCGAUUCUUGUAUAAUGAAUCACGGCUCGAUAAAACUGCUGUGGGGGAUUAUUUGGGAGAUAAUGACGAUUUCCAUAAAGAAGUCAUGUACGCCUACAUAGAUCUGAUGGACUUUAAAGGGAAGGGCUUUGUUCAAGCGUUAAGACAAUUCUUGGAAAGAUUUAAAUUGCCAGGGGAGGCCCAAAAGGUAGAUAGACUCAUGCAAAAAUUUGCUUCUCGCUACGUAGAAACUACGAAUUAUGGAAACGGUAUAUUUCAAUCAGCCGACUCUGCUUACGUCUUAGCUUUUUCAAUAAUUAUGUUAACGACUGAUCUACACAAUCCUCAAGUUAAAAGGAAAAUGACGAAAGAAGAAUACAUUAGAAUAAACAAGAGUUCAAGUGAUCAAAAAGAUUUGCCCGAAGCCUAUCUUUCCCAAAUUUAUGAUGAGAUAGCCGAGAAUAGAUUUAAUGUUAAAGAUAAGACGAUUCCCGAAGAAGAUGUCAACAAAAACAUGAUCCAAGAUAACGAAUUUACAAGCGCUAUCUAUAUCGAGCACGUUCGACCUAUGUUUAAGAUAACGUGGACCCCCCAGUUAGCGGCAUACAGCGUGUGUUUACAAGAUUGCGAAAAUUUGGAUAUUGUCGCUCUAUGUUUAGAGGGAAUGAAACACGCUAUUAGAAUCGCAUGUAUCUUUCAAUUAGAACUCGAGAAAAACGCUUACAUACAGGCCCUUUCCCAUUUUACGCUUCUCUAUUUUUCUUCAUCAGCUACGUCUAACUCCGACUCAUCAUCCGCUUUUUUCCAUAAUGCUUCAAUGACCGAAUCCCCUCUCAUCAAAUCGAAAAACCUCAUGACUAUAAACACCUUUAUCUCUAUAGCUGAAACCGAGGGAAAUUACAUGGGAACCUCAUGGUUCGAUUUUCUGAAAUGCAUAUCUCAAUUAGAACUAGCUAAGAUCAUCGUGCCAGGCGAUGAACCCAGUAAUCUAAAUUAUAGUAAUCCUCCUUCAUAUAACUUUAUCAAUGAGUCAUUUAUAUCCCCCGAACCCCGUGGUCUAACGCACGAUAUGGACAAAUUUUCGGAGCCAUCUCGAACUUCUAAGCUUUUUACAAAGUCAAAUAUCAACGACGAAACAUCUUCCGUGAUAUCUUCCACAUCCCACCUCUCAUCGUCAUACAAUAUUAGCGCAUCUGAACCUUAUAAUCUAGUUCAACCCUCAUCUAAAACGAGUACUUUAAGAAAUUCAUCACUCGGUAUAAAUAACCUGGGGCAAAGCAAUGCAUCGGAUAACGCUAAACAAAGCCUUCUGGUCAAGGUGGAUAAGAUAUUCGCGAAUUCUAUUAUGCUUGAUGGCGAAGCAAUUUGCGAUUUUGUUAGAGCUCUAUGUAAAGUCAGUUCAGAAGAAUUAUUGUCGGCCGUCAAUAUUGAAGAUGCCAAACGUCGACUAGCUAUAAGUAGUAACUCAACCCGAUUUUGGAAAAAACAUCUACCUCUUUCCGACGACUCCACGAUGAUACCCAGGGUUAGGAUGUUCAGCUUGCAAAAAAUAGUCGAAAUAUCUUACUACAACAUGGCACGCAUACGGUUGCAGUGGAGUAAAAUAUGGGACGUAUUGGGGCCCUAUUUUAAUAAGGUUGGAUGUCACCCUAACGAGGCAGUUUCGUUUUUCGCUCUAGAUUCUUUACGUCAGUUAUCGACAAAAUUUUUGGAGAAAGGGGAACUAUCUAAUUUUCGUUUUCAAAAAGAUUUUCUUAGACCCUUCGAGUACAUCAUCAAACAUAACAAAUCGUUAAAUGUCGCAGACAUGACUAUAAGAUGCGUUGAUCAAAUGAUACGGGCCCAAGCUCACAACAUUAAAUCUGGGUGGAAAAAUAUAUUCAGCAUCUUUCAAAUCGUUGCAUCAAAUUAUCACGAUCAAAAUAUUUUCGAAAUGUCGUUUCAAUCGCUUAACUAUGUUAUUGGGGAAUUAUCCGAAAAAGAUUGCGAUUUUGCCCACAACCUAAUCGAUUCUUUUCAAAAUCUAAUCAAAUGCCUAGCGGAAUUCGCUUGCCACAUUGAUGACCAAAAUUAUCAGAAGAAUAAAUUUCCCACUUCAUAUUACCUUGCCAAUAUCCACGAUAAUUCUACCACUCCAGAUUUUUGUAGAGAAGCGAAUCAAUCUAGCGCAGAUAUAAAUAUGGAAGCCAUACGCUUGAUAAGGCUAUGCGCUGCUUACGUGCAUGCGGAACCUAGGGCAUUUAAAGAUUACACUUACGAAGAAAUAAACGUAUGCGAAGAUGAUUAUCCAUGGGUCAAGGGUUGGUUUCCUAUUUUGUUCGAAUUGUCUUGCGUUAUUAAUAGGUGUUCUCUCGAUAUUAGAACUCGGGCUUUAACCGUCAUGUUUGAAAUUCUGAAAAGUUAUGGGCAAGAUUUUUCUCCGCAUUGGUGGAAGGAUUUUUUCCGCGUUUUAUUCCGAAUAUUUGACAAUUUCAAAAUUCCUAACGCUAAAUCACAAAAAUCGGAGUGGAUGAACACUACUUGCAAUCACGCUCUGUAUGCUAUUGUCGACAUAUUUUCCCAAUUUUACGAACCAUUGUGUACAACUUUACUUCCCGAAUUUUAUCAGCAAUUAAAGUGGUGCUUAAAGCAAGGUAACGAGCAAUUAGCUAGGGCGGCUAUAUUUUGUUUGGAGAACCUAAUUCUAAGUAAUGGAAUCAAGUUUGGUGUUAAAGAAUGGGAUAGUUCCUGUAAUAUCUUGAUAGAAAUUUUCAACGAAACAUUACCUAUGGAGCUCUUGGAUCAUAAAUUAUGGAAAUCAGGCAGCCUAGAAGCAAUUCAUAACAACGAUAAAAUAGCCAUGGAUUCGCCAUUCUUAAGUCAAAAUGAUUCGCGUAACGAAAUUCAAAAAUCAGAUCGCGAUUUAUCAUUGUCGAACGACUUCCAGAAUAGCCUUACACUCCAACUUUCCUCACAUCAAAUCGAUUUUUUUAAUCUUCCCAAAAACGUGGUAAAAUUUUCUAAAUCCUCAAAUUCCAAAACAAACACUAAUCUACACCGUCCCGCUCGCCACAACACAUCUCCUGACACUAAUUUCAUCUCGACGCUAUGCGUCGUUCAACUCGAACUUAUAAAUUGCGUAGAAAAACUUUUGUUUCAUCGUUACAAAAAGCGUGAUAAUUUGAAUAAUUUUAACAAUAAAUCCGCGAAAUCCAGUAUCUCCAGCAGCGCUGGUACAGAUAUAAUAUUUUACGAACUUUUAACCUCUAGACAAGUCAUAUCGCUGGCCAUCGAAUUCGCUUGGAAGAGUCACGUUUUCGCUGCCAAAUUCAACGCUGAUAAUAAGCUUAGGGAAUCGAUUUACGAAGCAGGUUUCAAUAGGAACGCCAAGCCCAAUCUCAUCAAACAAGAAACAUCUAGUUUGGAAUUAUAUCUAAACAUCUUAUUCACAUUGUACGAGGACGACUCUAAACAGAGUCAAUGCCAUUUUGUUAGAGAUAAAUUGAUUAUACAUUUGUUAGAAAGCUUUAAAUAUUAUUUCGCGCUGGAUAAUAAAUCACAUAAAGAAGCUUGGAGUGGCGUUAUCAAACUAUUAUUGACAAAACUGCUCAUCAUAAAAGAUCCCAAGUUUCGAUUAAUCGUCAUUCCAAUCUACCCAUAUCUUUGUGAACUCCUAACCUUGGUUUUCGAAGCCGAAAUAAGAUCUUUGCUAAGGUCACUUUUCCUAAAAGUGGGGACCUGCUCAGCUUCCCUUUCGACUCCCAAAAAUGUAUCGAGCAUUCAGAUAGAAAAUUUUUCCGUUACCCUAACCAAUAAUGACAAUCCCAAUCUUUUAGCAACCGGAUUACAAAUGCUUAAUAACCAUCAAACUCGACUUAUUUGAUAUUCAAUGUCAUAGAAUUUAUAUUAUAUAUCACGAAAAAUUAAAGAAAAAGAUGACGGCACCUUAAUAUACAUAUCUAAGUGGUCAACACAUCAUGGCGCAUAUAUACAUGUAUAAACUUACAAUUUAUAUUAAUAAGAAUAUAAAAUUGACAUCUAAAAAUUCAGAGUGACCAUAUUACAAAAUUUUGUUAAACUUAUGAUUUGGGCAUCUAUAUUUUACCUAUUUUUAUUAAAUAAAAUUAUUUAUU
Messenger RNA from Gordionus sp. m RMFG-2023, 6833 nucleotides. Its product is annotated as brefeldin A-inhibited guanine nucleotide-exchange protein 2-like. Gene Ontology annotation, molecular function: guanyl-nucleotide exchange factor activity. The transcript is spliced from 36 exons. The record is from RefSeq and is a predicted model, not a curated record. NCBI's taxonomy places the organism in Eukaryota, Metazoa, Nematomorpha, Gordioida, Chordodea, Parachordodidae. Bases 26 to 6583 code for a protein of 2185 amino acids. Gene Ontology annotation, biological process: regulation of ARF protein signal transduction.